UGCCAAUUAAAGUUGCACUUGUUAUUUCAAACCCACUGCCUCCCAAAAUCUUUCAGAAACUCUGCUGAAAUACUAUGUAGGAUUGCCUGGAGGAUGUCCACCUUGUUUCCUUCUCUAAAUGCUCUAAAGUGGGUUAACCUAGAGGAGCAAAAAGCUGUCAACGUAUGUAGUCUAAAUGGUAUUCACUCCCUGUAGGGUAGCUUUACUGAAUGGCUGUUUGUUUUGUGUUGCCUGCCAUCUGUACUAAGGAAGGAACAGUAAGAAACAGCCCUCUGAAACUGAUAUUUCUCUUGAAAGGAUGUUGUUGAUGACACUGUUAAUUGCCUUUGCAUUUUCUUCUUUAUGAAGUCUUUGAAGAAAUUUCAUUGUAAUCUUAGUAACAAUUCAGUAACAAUAAAUGAUAAUUAUGCUUCUUUUGAGAAAUUAAUUUGUUAUUUUCUUGCAGACACAAUGAUUUUAUCUAACUGAUCAAAUUUUUUAUUUCACAUUGACCGUUAGAAAACUUAAAGCUAAAUUUAUGACCUACCCAUAGCAACUUUCUAGAAUUCUAUUUUAUAAUAGCCAUCAGGCUUAGCCCAAUAUUUUACCUAUCUGUUACCAUUGUUGUUCAUAUUUCCUUAUAGUUCAUUUCAUCAUCCUGUAUUUUAUUUAUCUUUGUAAGCCAUUUAACCACUUACACCUUUUUUGAAACAAGGCCUAAGUAAAUUUAAAAUCGGUAAAUACAAAGGACACCAUCAAGAAAGUGAACAAACAUUCCAAGAACAAGAAAAUUUUUUUAUAAAUUACCUAUCUGAUAAUGGACUGGGACUCGUAUCUAAAAUACAUAAAGAAUUCUUACAGUUUAAUAAUAUAGUACAAUUAAAAAAUGAAUAAAGGAUCUGAAUAGGCAUUUCUCCAAAGAUAUACAAAUGGCCAGUAAGCACAUAUAAAUAGAUGCCCAGUACCAUUAGCCAUCAAGGAAAUGCAAAUCAAAACCACAGUGAGAUACCACUUCUCACACACUAAAAUGGCUAUAACAAAAAAAAAAAACAGACAGUAACAAGUGUUGACGAGGCUGAGGAGAAAUUGGAACUCUCAUACGCUCCUGAGGAAAAUGUAAAAUGAUGCAGCCACAUUGGGAAACAGUGGGAGUGCCUCAAAAGAUUAAAUAUAGAUUUAUCAUAUGACCCAACAAUUCCACUCCAUUUUUACCUAAAGAGAAAUGAAAACAUACGUCCACACCAAAAUGUAUACACACACAUUCAUAGCAUCUCUAUUUAUAAUAGCCAAAAACCCAAUGUCUUCAAUUAAUGAAUCCAGGAACAAAAUAUAAUAUAUCCAUUUAAUGGGAUGAAUAUUGUUCAACCAUAAAAGGAAUUAUUGAUAGAUACUACAACAUGGAUGAACCUUGCAAACAUUAUGGUAAGUAAAAGAAGCCAGUCAUUAAAGAUUACCUAUUGGUGGUUUCCUAGAAACAGAAAGUAUAUUGGUGGUUUCCUAGAGCUGAGGAGGUUAGGGAGAAACAGGGAGUGACUGCUAAUGGGUACAGGAUUUCUUUAUGGCCUAAUGAAAAUGUUCUAAAAUUGAUUGAGGUGAUGGUUGCCCAACUCUGAGUAUAUGAAAACCAUUGAAUUGCACACUUUAAAUGGGUAAAUUAUAUCUCAUUAAAACUUAUAAAAAGUGCUAACAAAAAGUUUUAAUAAAAUACAUCUUAUAAAUUAAUAAAAGUAAUUCAUGCAAAUCAGGUGUUUAUUUCAAGAGUACAAAAGAAAUAUUUUUGAGCCUUUAUAGCAUUUAUUACUGUUAAUAUUUAUUUUCCUUUAAUUCUUACAUUGGAAUAAGAUUCCUAGGGGAGAGUAAACAAUAGUCAUUCUACCAGCAAUGUCUUAUGUUGAUACAUGUUAGUGGUAUAUGUUGCCUAUGAAUAGAUCAAAAACAUAAACAUUCUUAUUUUAAUAUAUGAAAUUCUUCAGAGGUUAAGAUGGUCAUAUAUACCUUUCAAAAAUUUGUGUUUUUUAAUCUCUACACAUGAGUAGAUUAUAAGAGCCUAGUAGGCUGAUUAGAUAGGAUAUAUUCAAUAAUGAGUCCAAAGAGCGAAAGACCCUUUGGAAGACUAAAGAGAAAGAAAGUUGCCGCCCUCUCUCUCUCGUAGUGACAGUCUUUGAUAUUUAUUUCAAAGUUGCCGCCCUCUCUCUCUCGUAGUGACAGUCUUUGAUAUUUAUUUCAGCUCACGUUAUUUUCACUGGAAAAUGAACCUGUGUGUAAUUCUGCUGAUCCUGGUUUUCAUGGUGCCUUUUUACAUUGGCUAUUUUAUUGUGAGCAACAUCCGACUAUUGCAUAAACAACGACUGCUUUUUUCCUGUCUCUUAUGGCUGACCUUUAUGUAUUUCUUCUGGAAACUAGGAGAUCCCUUUCCCAUUCUCAGCCCAAAACAUGGGAUCUUAUCCAUAGAACAGCUCAUCAGCCGGGUUGGUGUGAUUGGAGUGACUCUCAUGGCCCUCCUUUCUGGAUUUGGUGCUGUCAACUGCCCAUACACUUACAUGUCUUACUUCCUCAGGAAUGUGACUGACACAGAUAUUCUAGCCCUGGAACGGCGACUGCUCCAAACCAUGGAUAUGAUCAUAAGCAAAAAGAAAAGGAUUGCAAUGGCACGGAGAACAAUGUUCCAGAAAGGGGAAGUGCAUAACAAACCAUCAGGUUUCUGGGGAAUGAUAAAAAGUGUUACCACUUCAGCACCAGGAAGUGAAAAUCUUACUCUUAUUCAACAGGAAGUGGAUGCUUUGGAAGAACUAAGCAGGCAGCUUUUUCUGGAAACAGCUGAUCUGUAUGCUACCAAGGAGAGAAUAGAAUACUCCAAAACUUUCAAGGGGAAAUACUUUAAUUUUCUUGGUUACUUUUUCUCUAUUUACUGUGUUUGGAAAAUUUUCAUGGCUACCAUCAAUAUUGUUUUUGAUCGAGUUGGGAAAACGGAUCCUGUCACAAGAGGCAUUGAGAUCACUGUGAAUUAUCUGGGAAUCCAAUUUGAUGUGAAGUUUUGGUCCCAACACAUUUCCUUCAUUCUUGUUGGAAUAAUCAUCGUUACAUCUAUCAGAGGACUGCUGAUCACUCUUACCAAGUUCUUUUAUGCUAUCUCUAGCAGUAAGUCCUCCAAUGUCAUUGUCCUGCUAUUAGCACAGAUAAUGGGCAUGUACUUUGUCUCCUCUGUGCUGCUGAUCCGAAUGAGUAUGCCUCUAGAAUACCGCACCAUAAUCACUGAAGUCCUUGGAGAACUGCAGUUCAACUUCUAUCACCGUUGGUUUGAUGUGAUCUUCCUGGUCAGCGCUCUCUCUAGCAUACUUUUCCUCUAUUUGGCUCACAAACAGGCACCAGAGAAGCAUAUGGCACCUUGAACUUAAGCCUACUACAGACUAUUAGAGGCCAGUGGUUUCAAAAUUUAGAUCUAAGAGGGGGAAAAAAUGGAAACAGGGCCUGACAUUUUAUAAACAACAAAAUGCUGUGGUAGCAUUUUUCACCUCAUAGCAUACUGUUUCCCCGUCGGGUGAUACUAUGACCAUGAGUAGCAUCAGCCAGAACAUGAGAGGGAGAAGUAACUCAAGACAGUACUCAGCAGAGAGUGUCCCGUGUGCAUUUGAGGCUGGUGCAAAGGCAGAGAGGAGCCAAGAAACUAAAGGGGAAAAAUACACUGGAACUCUGGGGCAAGAGAUAGGUAGCUGGGCCAAACACAUAGGAUUUCCGUUUUAAGGUUCACAUGGAGAAGGUUAUAGCUUUCCCUUGAGAUUGACUCAUUAAAAUCAGAGAUUGUAACACUUUGGCCUUAGGUUCCUUUCAUCAAGCAAAGCUUGGUGUUGUGCUUGUGUGAUCUGACAUGAGUUAGCAUCCCACACCUCCUCAUCUGAGCCUACCCCAUUAAAAUAACCAAGAGGUUAUCUAUUCUUUUCCGGGAAAGGGGUAGUGUGCACCUGAAAUAGAUUCUACCAAAAGAGAGAUUUCAGGUAUGUCAUUUUUUCUUGAUUUCCUGUCAACUUAGUAUUAUACACCCUACUUUCAAUUCAGUA
Molecule: messenger RNA, 4034 nt
Organism: Piliocolobus tephrosceles (Ugandan red Colobus)
Lineage: Eukaryota; Metazoa; Chordata; Mammalia; Primates; Cercopithecidae
Gene: GPHRA
Product: golgi pH regulator A
Exons: 11
Coding region: 2229-3368 (379 amino acids)
Biological process (GO): intracellular pH reduction
Cellular component (GO): Golgi cisterna membrane
Molecular function (GO): voltage-gated monoatomic anion channel activity
Source: RefSeq, a predicted model, not a curated record